UAUGUGCGUUCAUCCCCAGCAAGAUUAGAGAAGUUUAAGAGAUGUGCAGAAAAAGAAAAAAUUGAUUGUAAGAAAAUGUUGUGUCUUGAUGUACAGACACGAUGGAACUCAACCUAUUUGAUGUUGGAGGCAGCUGAGAAGUUUGAGAAGGCUUUCAGGCGGAUGGAGAGUGAGGAUUAUAAUUUCCUCUCUUACUUUGAUGAUGGGCACAUGGGACCUCCUAAAGCUACAGAAUGGGAGACAGUGCGGGUGUUUGUCAAGUUUUUAGAGAUGUUUUAUGAAGCCACUACGAGAUUUUCUGGAUCUUUAUAUGUGACAGCUAACACCAGUUUUUUAGAGAUUUGUGAUCUCCAAACAGAAUUGAUUAUGCUGAGUGAGAGUACUAAUACUUGUUUGAAGAGUAUGGCCAUAAACAUGAGAACCAAAUAUGAUAAGUAUUGGGGGUCAUUAGAUAGGAUGAACUUGUUCAUGUUAAUUGCUGUUGUGCUUGAUCCACGAAGCAAGUUAGGACUUCUUUCUUUUCAUUUGAAGAAAAUCCAUGAUGAGUUUCGUGCUGAGGAGUUGGUUUCGAAUGUGAGACAGGUAUUAGCAGAUUUGUAUGAAGAGUAUAAUGCUACAUUUGGUUCCACCACGAGUACUCCAGUUUCUCAACCCCCUCCAAUAUCUAGAUCCAUGAAUGUUAGUGAUGGCAAACAUGAGACCAAAUGGUUCAAGGAGUGGUAUAGGGCAUCUUCCACCAUGGGAUCUAAUAUUACCAAAACUGAAGUGGAUCGAUAUUUAUCAAAUGCUUGUGAGGCACUCAGCGAAUCAUUUGACUUGUUGACUUAGUGGAAAAUAAAUGAGGCUAACUAUCCUAUACUUGUGAGGAUUGCACGAGACUUAUUAGCCAUGCCUGUUUCCACAGUUGCAUCCAAGUCAGCAUUUAGAACGGGAGGUCGUGUGCUUGAUCCUUUUCGGAGUUCGUUGGCUCCGAGAACUGUUGAGGCACUUAUUUGCACUCAAAAUUGGUUAAGGCAUCCGGCAACACACAUUGAUAUCCGAGAGGCGAUGGAUAAUGUCGAGAGCUUUGUAGUAGAAUCGGAGUUGACCACACAAUCGAACGUGACAAGUAUUGACGAUUGAAGAUUGAAGACUUGAAGCAAUAUUUUUCAUUUAUUUAUGUUAUUUGUUGUGCUUGUAUUUUUGCUAUGCUUAAGACAAUUUGGUUUGUUUUUCAAAUUUGUAAUAUGUAAUACUAAAU
Messenger RNA from Carya illinoinensis, 1240 nucleotides. RefSeq names its product zinc finger BED domain-containing protein RICESLEEPER 1-like. The coding region runs from base 76 to 828 and encodes 250 amino acids. The transcript is spliced from 2 exons. Gene Ontology annotation, molecular function: DNA binding. Lineage: Eukaryota; Viridiplantae; Streptophyta; Magnoliopsida; Fagales; Juglandaceae. The record is from RefSeq and is a predicted model, not a curated record.